This is a messenger RNA of Aspergillus eucalypticola CBS 122712, 3617 nucleotides long. Its product is annotated as DUF3433 domain-containing protein. The transcript is spliced from 3 exons. The record is from RefSeq and is a predicted model, not a curated record. The coding region runs from base 1 to 3567 and encodes 1188 amino acids. NCBI's taxonomy places the organism in Eukaryota, Fungi, Ascomycota, Eurotiomycetes, Eurotiales, Aspergillaceae.
AUGUUGGGCAAUAUCUUGCCGAAAGGAAAAGCCUUUGCGCGCCUACCCGGGAAACGGCCAUCUACAGAUGUGAGGGGCGUGUCUAGUGAGAGCGAUGGCGACUCGCUACAUGGGUAUGCGCGGCAGCAACACAUGUGGUCGCCCGUGAUAUUACGCUCCGUGUCUCUGGCUGUGUUCGUGGUGCUAUUCAUAUGCUUUAUUAUUGUUAUCGAGGUGUUGUAUUCAGUAUCUACUCGGAAGGAAGGCUUGAGCACGAGUGAGGAAAGAUAUCAUUAUCUGUGGACCUAUGGCCCGACCGCAGUUCUUACGAUUGUCGCGGGGUUCUGGGGUCAGGUCGAGUAUCGAACGAAACAACUUAUGCCUUGGAAGCUCAUGAAUCAAGAACCAAAACCCGCUACACGAUCCUUGCUGCUAGAUUAUGUGUCUGACUGGAACGUGGUCAUCCUGUUUCGUGCCCUGAAGCAAUCAUCCUGGGCUGUUGUUCUUGCCGUUCUCGGAACACUGCUCAUCAAACUAAUCACCGUGGUCUCGACUGGUCUGUUCAUGUUGCAAAAUGUCUACAUGAAGGAUGUUCCAACAACACUCGCGACGCAAGCGAGCUUUGACGGUGCUGGGUAUAACGGUGCCAAGGUCGAUGGAACGGCUGCAAUGGUUGUAGCUGGGGCUUGGUGGCUUAACCUGUCAUACCCGUUGGGAUCGACCGAUAAAUAUGCCUUCCAACCGUUCACAACCUCCGGCAAGAAACUCGGUGCCGAUGCUGUCAUUUCAGGAACAGUCGACAUGUUCUCUGCUGAUCUUCAAUGCGACGUGGCCACUGUCGCGAAUUGGACUUCGGGUUGUAGCACACAAAUGUGUGAGUAUGAUGAACUCAAUAUGACACUCAGUACUCCUUCCUGUUCGAAAUAUCCAUUUACAAGCUUUGAGAAAAGCUCCUCUUCGGUUGGGGGAUACUAUGCCGAUGUAUUCAGCGCCACAUGUACGGAUACAGAUUCAACGGAUAGUCUGAAUCAGAAACGCCUGAUUUUCACCGCCGCCCACUGGUCUGAGAACAGAACCCAAAUCCAGGCGCUCGUUUGCAGUCCCAUCUACACCAUAUCGCAAGGAUCCGUCUCGCUGCUUUACGGAAAUCAAAGUGUGACUAGUAUCCAAUCAUAUAACAACGAUACUAGCAACGGAACAAUUUCAGGGUUCGAGGGUAUGGAGCUAGGAACAGGACUUAUUUCUUCCCUAUCUCUGGCUGAGGACACCUUGGAUACGCUAAACUACGUGGAUACGUCAUCUCAUGCCCUUACAACCUAUCAAUACAACCUUUCGGACCCGAACAGCACCUAUCCGAGUGCAUUCUAUCUGGUCGCCAAUCUGACCUCUCCCCAUACGAUGAAGGACUUACUGGAUGCAUCAAUAUUGGAAAAGGUUUCCCGUCCGACAUUCAGUGCUAUGGCUGCCCAAAUAGCAAGGCAAUACCUACUGUAUUCUGCAAACGAGAAUUUCGCAGGGACAUACUCCGCCCAUACCCAGAGAGUGGUUGUUAGGGAGCUCUCAGUCCGAAUAAUGGAAGCUACCCUAGCAGUAUUGAUUAUUCUGACUGCAGCGCUAUGGCUCUGGAGACCGGUUCACUGCACGUCGCGUGAUCCUGGCACAAUUGCUGGGCUAGCAAGCAUAAUGAGCCGCAGCCCCAAAGUGUCCGAACGGCUCACAGGCUGCAAAAACGCGCAAGACCUCACCACCAACCUAUCAGAUGGGAGGUUCUACACCCGUGUCACAGAUAACGAUGGCUGGGGAACAUUUGGCAUCGAGGAAGACCAGAAAGCAACCGAAGCGACUCGUCCUGGAGCCAGCUCUGGCCCACUGACCUGGUGGCGGCCAAUUUCGGUAAAGGUCUGGUGGUGGAUCAUAUCCAUAGUGCUCCCACUUCUCAUUAUCGCUGGAUUAGAGGCAUCAUAUCAGGUAUCCGCCCGUCAGGACGGACUCGGAACUGUCACCUCUGGUGGCUACAUCCACUACAUCUGGGCCUAUUUGCCGGCACUGAUAUUCCUUAUCGUUCGCAUCUUCUUCGACUGCAUCCACUUCUCUGCCAUGGUAUUCCAGCCGUACCUGGAGCUCCGACAGGGUGGCGUGACCGCACCGGGCAGCCUUAUGGAAAAUCACCUGUCUAAGCUGACAUUGUUCUCAUUCUUUACUGCAAUCAAGCGGAAACAGUGGGCCGUGUGCGCAACAGGAUUUACCGUCCUUCUAGCCCCUGCGCUCACAGUGGCGGUCAGUGGGCUGUAUUCAACACAGGACAUUGUAUACACACGCCCUGCUUCCAUUGCGCGAACUGACACCUUCAACACGACCAUCAGCCCUCUUUCUUCCACCACUACCGACCCUGGCCUCGGCCUCACAGGAGCCCUUGUAGUGGGAGCCAACCUAUCAUACCCCGCUUGGACGUAUGACGAGCUCGUUCUCCCUACGCUCAGUGAGGCAUCCCUAACCGAUAAGGAGGGGGUGGUUCAAACCAAUUCCUCCUCUUUUAACAGCACAUCCGAUAGUCCGAUUCUCCUCAACGUCACCCUCCCAGCCCUCCGCGCCAACCUCACCUGCGACGCACUCCCCCAAGACAUUGUUUAUUACAUCAGGCCUGCCGAGGAUUCCUUUUCCAUGUUCGAUCUGCGUAUGCAGCUCGACAAAAAAUGCCAGGGUGUCGACACCGCCACUGACUUCACCAUAUCAACCGACUACCCCAACGCAACACGCACUACAUUCGGUGCCUUCAAAUACCUCAAAGAUGCAAUCGAUUUUGGCGACUGCCAGGCGCUGAUGGGAUUCUACGGUGUGAUAGAUGGGAAUUCCACAGCACAGAUCCGCGGCUUCACCUGCAACCCGCAGAUCGACGAGGUCGACGCGACAAUCUCGUUCUCACUCCCAGGUCUAGGAAUCCAGUCUGCGACCGCGGAUGACUCAACCAGCCGAGGCUUUUCAACAAAUAUCUCCACCACCCUUGAAUUCGAAAGCUUCCUUUCCCAGCCUGUCAACAAGCAAGACCAAGCGUUUGACGCCUUUUUCUCCGCCAUGCUCAAUGACCAAAAAUCCCUCUCUUUGUCUGACAUCACUGACCCAUCCCACUACUCCACUGUCAUCAACGCAACGGAACAUCUCUACCGCACCCUGAUGGCCCAGUCCAUGAAUGGCAACGCACGAAUCCCAUCUAGUGACAACCAAACUACCUUCCCUGGCACAAUUGUAGACCCGAAUCGUACCCGUCUCACGCAAAGUGCCAUAUCUACCCGUAUUCUUGAAGCUUUUCUCGCAGCCAUGAUCGUCUCCACCCUAGUGGCAUCCUACUUUAUGCAAACCAAAGAAGUCCUUCCUUUCAACCCGUGCAGUAUUGCUGGCGCGGGGGCGUUGAUUGCUGGAUCGGAUGUGCUGAAGAGUGAUACAUUACCUGCUGGAUCGGAAUGGUGCGAUGAUAGGGAAAUGCUCCGAAGGGGUUAUUUCUCUGGGUUGGUGUUCGGGUUAGGAUGGUGGGCUGGGGACGACCCGAGAUUUGGGAUAGAUGUUGGGCGGGCAACAGAAGAGAGGGAGUAGACUUCCUUUAUAUUUUCCACGGUUUAUAUGAACAUGAAAAAAUUAACAAU